ACAUUUUAUUGCUUCGAAGCAAUUAUCCGCUAUCGUUUAGCAAAUAGCAAGGGUAUUACAUACAUUCGGUUAGAGCAAUCGCAAUGCAAAACAAUUUGCAUUUGUUCGUUGUUUGGUGGUCUGUGUUACUAUUCCACGAGGGGGUUUGGACUUCCAUUGUUCCUUCCACGAGAGCUGAGAGGGAAUUUACUUUGGUUUUGCUGCACAAUAACGACAUGCACGGUCGAUUCGAAGAAACCGAAAAUAAUUCAGGAACUUGUCAGGACGCUCACAAAAAUGUUAGUUGCGUAGGGGGGUUUGCAAGGACCGCUAAUAUCAUAAGAACAUAUCGACAAGCGGCUCAAGAAGGGACAUCACCACCAGUCUUGUAUCUGAACGCGGGUGACACGUAUGUGGGAACCGCGUGGUCCAGUCUAUUUACGUGGAACAUCAGCUCCGAGUUUGUCAACUUACUCAAACCAGACGCAUUGACUCUGGGAAAUCACGAGUUCGAUUUUACCGUAGAAAAUCUAGCUUUAUUCAUAGGGGCUUUGACGUCGCCUAUAGUCGCUGCCAACCUCAAUUUCACCAACGAACCGGCCAUCGGCAAAGUUCAAAAAUCGGUAGUUCUGGAAGUAUCCGGGCGCAAAAUAGGAGUUAUCGGAUACUUAACGCCCGAAACGAUUCAAAUUUCCUCGCCGGGAAACGUGGCGUUUGAAGAAGAAAUCAUCGCCAUCCGAAGAGAGAGCGAAUUGUUGAACAGUCAGGGCGUCACGAUCAUCAUCGCGUUGGGCCAUUCGGGCUAUUUAAAGGACAAAGAAAUCGCGAGGGAAGUGGACUUGGUGGACGUAGUUGUCGGCGGACACUCGCAUUCGUUUCUAUGGACUGGUGUUCAACCUAGCACGGAUUCCAUAGAAGGGCCUUACCCGACGGUAGUCACCCAGCCUACAGGUAAACGCGUUCCUGUAGUGCAAGCGUACGCUUUCACUAAAUAUAUGGGUGUUUUAAACUUGACAUUCGAUGGCGAUGGAAACUUAACCGAAUUUUCUGGAAAACCGAUUUUGUUGGAUAACGCGGUACCCCAAGAUCCCGACGUACUCUCGCUGUUGGAGGUUUACCGACCCGAAGUGAACGCUUUAAACGAACAAGUCGUGGGAACUUCUAGAGUUAUCCUCGAAGGUUCUUGCAGACACUCGGAAUGCAAUUUCGGCAACUUGAUUGCAGACGCUUUGGUGACGUAUGUCGCCAGUGUCAACACUGAACGCUGGACUAACGCGCCCAUUGCUUUAUACAAUGGCGGCGCUGUUAGAAACACUAUAGACCCUACGGCUACCGGAGGCAAUAUAACUAGAGGGGAGCUGCUUGGUGCGAUGCCUUUCGACAAUCAGGUAGUAGAACUUACUUUGACUGGGUCGGAUUUGGUUAAAUCCCUGGAGCAAGGAGCUAGAGGAAACGGGGAUACUUCGUACGGCGAAUUCAUGCAAGUUUCCGGUCUUAAAGUGCAAUACGACAUGUCAAAACCGUCGUUUUCGAGGGUAUUGUCUGUCAAAGCUAGAUGCGGAGUAUGCGCUGUGCCCGCCUACGAAGAAGUAGUCGCCACCAGCAACUAUACAAUAGUGACAUCCAGCUUUUUAUCAGAUGGCGGGGAUGGGAUAACGGUUUUCAAAAAUUUCGGCAUGGAUAAGAAAAUCCACACACUGAACGAUCUGGAUACGGUGGCUUGGUAUUUUGGGAAAUACAGCCCCGUGUAUCCCGAAGUGAGUGGAAGAAUUCGAAUUAUAAGUCGGGAUCAAACAGAAAAUGAAAGUGAAAAUGGUGACGAUGAGGAUGAAAGUGGUGAAGAUGAAGAUGAACACGGUAGCGGGUCAGAAAAUGCUGCCUGUACGAUUCGCAAUAAUAUCGUUAUUGUCGCGAGUGUGAUCGUACUGGUUGCUACCAUUGAAACUGAUGUCAACAUAAAUUAGAAUUCAGUGUAAUAAUAAAAAUCUUGAAAGUGAGGCAGUAAAUUGAAAUGAUCGAUUCGAACGACGAAAAGGGUGAUUAUGGUGCGAUGGAUUGAAAUUGUCAAGUAUUUACAUUGUCGCCAAUUUAAAACAAUCUAUUGUUUGCCUUGUCUGUUGCAUGUGUGCUCUUUCCACGCUUCACGGGUGUUGAAAAUUUAUAAAAUUGUUCGGCAAACAUGUAAGGCUGUUGUUUUUAAUAAAAGAAACGCCGCUUAAUCGUCAAUUUCUUUUAAUUAAGAAAAUUGGUUUUCCAGCUGAAUCAUCACAAUAAAUAAAUAAUUUAUUUGGGAAGCACACGGAUAUCAAUUAUCAUUCUGUAAUUAUUAUAAGCAAUAUUUAUAUUAUAUGUCGUGCGAUAUGAAAAAUUUUAUU
This is a messenger RNA of Cylas formicarius (sweet potato weevil), 2354 nucleotides long. Its product is annotated as protein 5NUC-like. The transcript has 4 exons. Gene Ontology annotation, biological process: AMP catabolic process. The record is from RefSeq and is a predicted model, not a curated record. NCBI's taxonomy places the organism in Eukaryota, Metazoa, Arthropoda, Insecta, Coleoptera, Brentidae. Gene Ontology annotation, molecular function: nucleotide binding; 5'-nucleotidase activity; metal ion binding. Gene Ontology annotation, cellular component: plasma membrane. The coding region runs from base 84 to 1943 and encodes 619 amino acids.